Molecule: messenger RNA, 2232 nt
Organism: Spinacia oleracea (spinach)
Lineage: Eukaryota; Viridiplantae; Streptophyta; Magnoliopsida; Caryophyllales; Amaranthaceae
Exons: 3
Coding region: 1-2232 (743 amino acids)
Source: RefSeq, a predicted model, not a curated record
AUGCUUAUUCCUGGUCCUAAAGGACCCGGUGAUGCAAUUGACAUAUAUUUGCAACCAUUGAUCGAGGAAUUAAAAGAUCUAUGGGACACUGGUGUCGAGACCUUCGAUGCAGCAACUCAACAUCAUUUUAAUUUACGUGCAGCACUGAUGUGGACAAUUAAUGAUUUUCCAGCAUAUGCCAUGUUGUCAGGAUGGAGUACUAAGGGUUAUUUGGCAUGCCCUCGUUGCCUUAAGGAUACACGAUCAAUGAGACUAUCUCAUGGGGGCAAAGAAUGCUACAUGGAGCAUAGAUGUUAUUUGCCAAAGAACCAUAGAUGGCGGAAGGAUAAGGAUUCAUUUGACGGAAAAGUUGAGCAUGGUCUACCUCCUGAACCUUGUUCAAUUGAUGAAAUUCUUCGUCAACUCGAGGAUCUCGAGAACAUUGUUUUGUCCAAGGAUCCACAUGUGAAGACAAAAAUAAAUCAUGAGCUUAGGGGUGAUAAUUGGAAUAAGAAAAGUAUUUUCUUUGAGCUUCCAUACUGGAGGAAACAUUUGUUACGGCACAAUUUAGAUGUGAUGCAUAUUGAGAAAAAUAUAUGUGAUAGUGUUCUUGGGACAAUUAUGAACAUCAAAGGGAAGACUAAAGACACUAUAAAAUCACGUCAUGACUUGGAAGCUAUGGGGAUAAGGCCCACAUUGCACCCAGUCAAAGAAGGGGACAAAUAUAAGAUGCCUCCAGCACCGUUUACUUUUUCUCCUGCCGAGAAGCAAAGAUUUUGUAAUUUUUUGAAAGAGUUAAAAGUACCUGACGGUUUUUCAUCGAAUAUAUCUUACUGUGUCAACACUAAGGAAGGAAAAAUUUCAGGUUUAAAGAUCCAUGAUUGCCAUGUAAUACUCGAACAUCUUCUUCCUUUGGCAAUACGUGGUCUACUCACUCCACUUGUACGCGAAGCACUGAUUGAGCUAUCACGGUACUUUACCUUAUUAUGUGCUAAAGUACUUAAAGUGAGUGAAUUGAAGCAACUAGAGACCCAAAUUCCUAUCACUCUCUGCAAAUUAGAGAAGGUUUUUCCUCCCUCGUUCUUUGAUGUAAUGAUGCAUUUGCCAAUUCAUUUAGCCGAUGAAGCUAUGAUCGGAGGUCCUGUUCAGUUCAGAUGGAUGUAUCCUAUUGAACAAUAUAUGUAUAAGCUUAAAUCUUAUGUACGAAAUAGGGCUCAUCCAGAAGCUUCAAUUGCGGAGGGCUAUUUAGCAGAUGAGUGUAUGACCCUUUGCUCAAGGUAUAUGCAUAAUAUAGAAACAAGAUUUAAUCGCCAGGAACGAAAUUAUGAAAAUGCAAACGGCAGUGAUGAAGCCUUGGAUAUUUUCAGCCAUUCUGGUAGAGGUUUAGGAGCUCCAACUGUUAUAAGUGUUCCCAGGCGUGAAAUGGAUCAAGCUCACGAUUACAUUUUGAAGAACUGCGACGAGGUUCAACCUUUCCUACAAGAGUAUUCUGAAACUCAUCCAAUAGAUGAUUCUGGGAUCACCGAAGAGGAAUGGAGCGAGAAUUUUAGAAAAUGGUUUAAGGAUGAAGUUGCGCUCUUAUAUGAGAAUAAUAAGAGCAAGGAAAUGGAAAAUCUCCUCUCACUUUCACGUGGACCAACUGAAUAUGUAACAUCUUUUAGUGGUUAUGUUGUAAAUGGAUACAGAUUUCGUACACAAAACCGUGAUAAGAAUUUGAGAACACAAAAUAGUGGCGUGGUUGUCUUAGGAAAUACGGGUGAUGGAGAUGAGAACAUGGAUUAUUAUGGAGUUGUAACAGAAAUUGUAGAGAUACAAUAUCUCGGAGGAAACCGGAUUGUGCUAUUUCGGUGUAACUGGUGGGAUGUAUUUGAUAAGGUAAGAGGAAUCAAAGAAGAUGAAUAUGGAACCAUUAGUAUUAAUUGCAAUAGGCAAUUAAAAACUGAUGAACCAUUUAUCUUAGCUAGUCAGGCAAGACAAGCUUUUUAUGCCACUGAUAACAUUAACAAAGGUUGGGUUAUUGCAUCCAAGACUCAACCGCGCAACUUGUUAGAUGAUGACAGUGAUGUUGAUGAGCAAAGUGAAGCAUACCAACAGAGUGAAUUUGAUAGACCAACAUAUGUUGCAUCUUCCUCUACAAGUGCAAGCAGUGAAAUCUGUAGAAGUCGGGCUGGCAUAGAUCCCAUUAUUGUGGAAGAUAUUUCAAUCAAAAGUGGAGAAAAACAAGCUCCUGUGAAGAGGAGAAGAGAGGAAUGA